AUUUUAUCCUUCCUUAACAUCGGGAAUGAUAAAAUGAACUUAAAAUUAAAUUAAAACCGUUUUUUCUUCUAAAUCAUCAAAAGAAAAUUAAAAAUUUGUGUUGAAGAUUUUGAUCUGUUGGUUACUUUCUGAAAUCACUCUCCAUGGCGAUAGCAACAGUGAAAGUCGGCAAUGUUUCCUUAGGUGCGACAGAGCAAGAUAUAAAGGAGUUCUUCUCUUUUUCUGGUGAAAUCGAUUAUGUCGAAAUGCUUGGUGACAAUGAGCGGUCUCAAAUAGCAUAUGUCACAUUCAAAGAUCCACAAGGGGCAGAGACUGCAGUUUUACUUUCAGGGGCAACUAUUGUUGAUCAGUCAGUUACCAUUGAACUAGCUCCAGAUUAUAAGCUGCCAGCUGCUGCUUCAGUCCCCACAACUGCUACCGAGAACAGUGCUGCAUCUGGUGCUGGAUCUGCUUUCCAAAAGGCCGAGGAUAUUGUAAGCAGCAUGCUUGCCAAAGGCUUCAUUUUGGGAAAAGACGCAGUCGGUAAAGCAAAAACAUUUGACGAGAAGCACCAGUUCACUUCUACUGCCACUUCUAAGGUAGCGAGUCUGGAUCAAAAAAUCGGACUGAGUGAAAAAAUAAGUGCUGGUACAAGUCUAGUCAAUGAUAAAGUGAAGGAAGUAGAUGAAAAGUUUCGAGUUACUGAGACAACCAAGUCAGCAUUGGCAGCUGCUGAGCAAACAGUCAGCAAUGCUGGAUCGGCCAUCAUGAAGAAUCGUUAUGUUUUAACCGGGGCAACAUGGGUUACUGGUGCAUUCAACAGAGUUGCUAAGGCCGCAGAGGAGGUAGGACAGAAGACAAAAGAGAAGGUUUUGGCCGAGGAGGAACAGAAUCAAGUGGCGCAAGGUUAUACCCAUAUCCACGAGACUGAUUCCCCGAAUAUGAGUGAGCAAAUGUCAAGGAGCGCACAUUAAUAAUAUGUGGCUCGUCGAUUACCUCAAGACCAUGUAGAUAUCUUCUUAGGGAUUUGGAUCUUAUCGUAUGAACAUUAUCUGUUUUUUUUUUUGGGGUUUCCUGUUGGUUUGGAAGUAGUUAGUACAGAACAUUGUCAUGCUGGGCAUUUUCUCUUUACGAGAUAUAGCCAGCAGUCCAACUCUUUAAUGUUUUUCAUAAUAUAUUUAAAGCACAAAUGGACAUUGUUGUGCAAAAACUGUUUGAAAAAUAUAUAAAAUUUGGUUGAUUCCUUUGUUUGUA
Molecule: messenger RNA, 1233 nt
Organism: Mercurialis annua (annual mercury)
Lineage: Eukaryota; Viridiplantae; Streptophyta; Magnoliopsida; Malpighiales; Euphorbiaceae
Product: binding partner of ACD11 1-like
Exons: 5
Coding region: 144-953 (269 amino acids)
Molecular function (GO): RNA binding
Source: RefSeq, a predicted model, not a curated record